CAGAAACGCCAGUUUUCCCUGUUGUCGCCAUCACUAUUUACAGUGUUUUCGUGUCUCCGUGUGACGUAACUGUGACGCUCGCGCCCUUUUUCUCCAGGUGAGUUCAUCUGUGUGGAUUAAUGACCUCCACGCGGUAAAGCGAACCUGACUUUCGUUGCUGGCUUCCUGCUCCGGCAGCUCUGAGCACGUGACUCUGUGCUGUGGGUGGAGCUUGACUGGCGCAGGAGGAGGAGGAGGAGGAGGAGGACUUCCUCCCGCACGCUGCGCUGCUUUCUGUUUGAGCGCCUUCUUGUUGUUGUUCUGGAGUUUGGACGGACUCCGACACUCUGAUCUGAGCCGGAUGGAGACGGACAGCCUGCUGUCCGGCAGCCUGGACGGAGCCUCCGGGGAAUAUGGCUCCAGGACCGGCUCGGAGCGCGGAGGGGCCCCGGGCGGCAGGAGGAUGUCGGACUCGGUGUACGGGGACUCGAGCAGUGUGGACAGGGAGCCAGGUGACGAGGAACUCUACAUCCAACAGGCUGUUGUGUUCAUCGAGGACGCCAUAAAGUACCGCUCCAUCAACCACCGAGUGGAUGCAGGCUCUCUCCGCCUGUAUCGAUGGUACUACUCUGGGAUAAUCCAGUGGGGUUUGGGUCUGACCAUUGCGGCGGUGCUGCUGCUGGCCUUCGCGGAGCGCCCGUCCUCCUUCUCCAUCUCCUCGGACCCCCGGCAUCGCUCUCCAGCCUGGCAGCCUCCCUGCGGCCUCACCGAGAGCAUCGAGAUGAUCUGCCUCAUCAUCCUCUCUGUAGACGUUGCUGUUAAGAGCUAUUUGAUUGGCUGGGAGGAGUUCGGGAAGAGCAAAUGGCUGAUUGGCUACACUGUGGUCAUUUUGAUCUCUGUCAUGGACUGGGUGCUGUCCGUCAGCAUGGUGUGUGAUGAGAAACUGAGGGUGCGGCGGCUCCUGCGGCCGUUCUUCCUCCUGCAGAACUCCUCGCUCAUGAAGAAGACGCUGAAGUGCAUCAAGAGGACGCUGCCGGAGAUCGCCAGUGUCAUCCUGCUGCUGGCUCUCCACCUCUGCCUCUUCACUAUGAUCGGCAUGCUGCUGUUUGCUAAAAAUGAGGACCCGAAGAAGAACGGCGAGUGGGAGCUACACUUCAGAAACCUGCCGAGCUCCCUGACGUCUCUGCUGGUGCUGCUCACCACAGCCAACAACCCCGAUGUGAUGAUCCCCGCCUACUCCCUAAACAGAUGCUACGCCAUCUUCUUCGUGGCCUUCAGCGUCAUCGGAACCUACUGUCUGAUGAACCUACUGACAGCCAUCAUCUACAACCAGUUCAGGGGAUAUUUGCUGAUGUCGGUCCAGACGUCAUUCCUCAGGAGACGACUCGGGAUCCGGGCAGCUUUCCAGGUCCUCACCUGCCAGGGAGCCCGACGGGCUGCUGGGGAGCGCGCUCGUGUCGACGCUGUGCUGGAGGUGAUGUCCAGGGUCAAGAUGAAGAGAUACUACAGAGCAGCCAUCACUACGGUGGCGCAGCAGUACGAAGACGUCGGCUUCAUGGAUCGAGAACAAUUCACCAAGAUUUUUGAUGAACUUGAUAAAGACUGCAUCAAGGAGCACCCUCCUCUGCCUCAGUACAGCUCUCCCACCCUGCAGAAACUCCAGCUGAUCUUCAGUCACUACUAUCUCAUUUUGUUUGGAAACGCUGUGGCUCUGGCCAAUGUAGUGUGUAUAUGUACUGUCCUGGUGUUGAACUCUGAGAAGUCCACAGCAGAGAGAGACAACUUCGUCUUGGAGAUCAUCAACCUGUGCUUCAUCCUCUACUACCUGUUUGAAAUGUGUGUGAAGAUCUUUGCGUUCGGCUGGCAGGGCUACCUGUCCUACAGGAACAACAUCUUCGACGGCUUCCUCACCGUCCUGUUGUUGGCCCUGCAGAUCACCAUUUUUAUCACCUACAGGCUUCCGUAUUCUCAGUGGGAGCCCUCCGCUCACGGCGUGCUGUCGCUGUGGGAGAUGAUCCGUCUGGUCAACCUGCUGAUUGUUUUCCGCUUCCUGCGCAUCAUCCCGGACAUCAAGCUCAUGGCUCUGGUUGCCAGCACGCUGUUGGACCUGGUGAAGAACCUGCGAGCGUUCGCGGGGAUCCUGGUGGUGGUGUACUACGUGUUUGCUGUGUUUGGGAUCUGGCUCUUCGAGGGCGCCAUUAAACCUCCUGACUCCAGUGUGCCGACCAACACCUCCAUGGAGAACAUCACCUCCAACUUCAGCGUGGCGUGCGGCACCUACGAGCAGCUCGAGUAUUGGCCCAACAACUUCGACGACUUUGGCGCUGCCAUCAUUUUACUCUACGACGUCAUGAUCGUCAACAACUGGCAGGCCUUCAUCGACGCCUACAGCAGAUACACCACAGAGUGGUCCAAGAUCUACUUCGUGUGUUGGUGGCUCAUCUCGUCGGUCAUGUGGGUCAACUUGUUCGUGGCGCUCAUCUUAGAGAACUUCAUCUACAAGUGGGACCGCAGUCACAGCUGCUCUGUGAUGGAUGUGGAGAGGAUCAGAUAUGAAACCUCGGUUCAGCUCAUAUUCAGGGAGCAGAUCCAGGAGCCCACAGAGGAGGAGUUGGUGUGCCAGCUGCACCAGCAUCCACACUUACAGCUGCAGUGGUGACGGCGGCGCCCUGCGAGGCUCUGCCGCCAGUUCAUUUUUAAGUUCCUGUAAAACAUUAAAUGCAAAACGUCCGCUGAGUCCAGCGGGAAUCCCACUUCUGAGUAUUUCCAAGUCAAAGCCCUGCAGUCCCGUCCUGUUCUGAGAAACACCUGCGUUCAUUUAAAUCAAACCGAAAUCACAAAAAGCUGCGGCUCGCCUUUAAAAGCUGCCAGAACAAACUGAAGCGUGAGCAGCUGCGGCUUUUAAUUGGCCGACCGGAGCGGCGCUGAGCAGAGCUGAAAGCACAGACCCAACGGCAGCGCGAGUCCAUCAGAUUUGCAUGCAGACAAACGGCCAAUCAAAUCCAAGAACACCGUCUCAUCAAACCGGCGCUGUAGCCUCCAGGAGACGCGGGUCUCCGUUCUCUGCAGACUGAAACCACCUGACGGAGUUACGCAGCGCACACAUUCAGCUUUACUUCAGACUUUAGUGUGAAAUCCUCGCCGACGCGCGCAGGCUCAGGUCAGAGGUCACUUUAGGGAAACACAAACCGCACGUCUGCUCUGCAGCGCUGUUCACUCAUCGAGUUCAGGGCGGAGCCAGAGGCUGACACCUUUCACGUGUUAGGAUGAUGACAUCACAGAUCACUGCAGGUUGACAAAAGCACGUCUUUCUAUUCUUUCUGAGCCAAACAUUAGACGGAGACAUGUCUCCAUCACUGCGAGACGCCGAGCAGAUGGUGAUGACGUCUGGGCUGAUCUCUGCUGUGAGUCCAGCUGUGGAGAUGUCAGGACGCCAUGUCCCCACGCGUGGACAGAAACAUCAGUGCUCGGGUUUUUGUGAAGGUCCAAGUGUCUCAGAUCUGUUCUAAGAAAGGAGGGAGACGUCUGCCAAACUGGAUACACAGCAGCUACGGGAGCACGUUUAUUUACAACCCUCUUAAUCUGCACAUAGAGACGCGAGCUGCAGGGACCGGCUCGUCCCACAGGUCCGUGUUUCCUGACUGUCUUAGCGAUGCGUGUCGUCUGUGGACACUCGCAGCCUGAGCUGCUGAAGCUUUCCUCACUUCCUGCUCUGACCUCGUCAUCAGCAGCGACAGACACAUCAGAGGAAAAUGUUGCAGGUCGGCUGGAGUCACUGGGCGCCUGCAGCUCGGGUUCAUCGAGACGUUUAACACAGAAGCGCUGCCGUGUGCACAGGAAGGACAUCAUGCCCGAGCUGCAGCGUCGUUCUUUAGAGGUUUCCGCUUCGUUCGACUCGUCGGUGCCACGUUUGCGGGGUUUCCCCUCAUGUGAAGGACAAAUUGUCCAGAAACCAGGAAACACCUGAAAGCAGUGACCUGUCUGAGACUUUUUGUCUGUCAGGAAAUAAAAAAGUUGUUUUUCUUGGAACGACACCAGAUCUGAUCUCUGCUGUGUUUCUGGCCCGAGGCUGAGCGUCGCAGAGUUUUCCCUGAAACCUGACGUCGGACAAACACACGACCGAGCCAUGAUUUCUGCUGUAUGUGGCGUUCAGGGCGUGCCGCGGCUUUAGACGAGCGUGUUCUGAGAGUUUAGUGGUGCAGAGCUGCUACCUCUGAGGGUAAAAAGGGAAAAACUCACUUUUUGUAUGAAUGUCCCAGAAACAGAUUUGAAAUAAAUAUUUUUCUGAAACUCAAA
Messenger RNA from Maylandia zebra (zebra mbuna), 4275 nucleotides. It is a transcript of the gene tpcn2, whose product is annotated as two pore segment channel 2. Gene Ontology annotation, biological process: monoatomic ion transport; endocytosis involved in viral entry into host cell; calcium-mediated signaling. Gene Ontology annotation, molecular function: ligand-gated sodium channel activity; intracellularly phosphatidylinositol-3,5-bisphosphate-gated monatomic cation channel activity; voltage-gated channel activity. Gene Ontology annotation, cellular component: lysosomal membrane. NCBI's taxonomy places the organism in Eukaryota, Metazoa, Chordata, Actinopteri, Cichliformes, Cichlidae. The record is from RefSeq and is a predicted model, not a curated record.